AUGACAAGCCCGGGUUUUGAAAAUAAUUUUGAUGAUCUUCUCGACCAACCUCCCGUUAAUACUAUUUCAGAAACCUUGACCGAUGUUGACGUGUCAAAUCCUUUCCAGGAUGCUAUAUCUCCUUUAAGGCCCGCUAGUGCCGCUUCCAACUAUCACGAGAAUUCUGAAAGUAGUCAAAGCAGUACCAAAAACAAUGCCACCGCUAAUUCCAACAGCCAAAAGCAAACUAGUAUACCAAAUCCUUUAGAGCACAUUUUAAACGAGGAGUCAACCUCAACUGUGUCACCAGUCAUUACUGUGUAUCGAGAUGGCUUCGGCAAUAGUGCUACUCCAGCUUCGGUUUCUUCGAGAAGUUUGUAUGAACAUAGAGAUCUAGAAGACGUCGAUGUCUCUUCAGUUACCGCUAUAUCUAUUCCUUAUGAUAGUAGGUCUGAAAGUGACGACGGGGAAAGCAAUAGUUUUGACGAAGAAAACUUUAACGGAGGUGCCCCGAUUGAGUACCCUAAUUUUACAACAGCGCAUCAUCAAUCGGAAAAUCAAUACCGUGAUCAAGCUUCUGCGCCAAAAUUUGAAAUAUCAGUAGAAGACCCUCAGCAAAUUGGAGAUACGUUUACUGGGUAUAUUCUAUAUAAUGUCCGAACGAGGACGACGUCGACAAAAUUCAAAAGUCAAGAUUUCACUGUUCGUAGAAGAUAUCGUGACUUUCUAUGGUUAUACAAUCAAUUGACACUGAACAAACCUGGAGUAAUUGUGCCGCCUGUUCCAGAAAAACAUAUUUACGUGCUCGCGUCAGCCCGCUUUCAACACGAGUUUGUUGAAAACCGACGUCAGGCCCUCGAAAAAUGUUUAAAUAAAAUUACCUCGCAUCCAGAACUUCAGGAUGAUCCGGACUUGCAUUUAUUUCUAGAAUCCGAUACUUUUACGACAGAUGUGAAAAGAAAUGAAUCCAAAGGCGUUUUAAGAUCGUUGAGCGACGCAAUGUCAAAUGCAGCUACUUUUAGUAAAUUCACAGAAACGGAUGAGUGGUUUGAGAAUCGUCGUAAUCAAUUAGAUAUACUGGAGUCACAAUUGAAAGCUUUGUUGAAUGGUGCAACUAAAGAAUUUGGUGAGAGCAUGAUGACUCUUGCAUGUGCCGAAUACGAAAAGAAUGACACUGUUGCCAGGAAUUUAACUACUCUUGGCAAUCUUCAGCUCAAGAUAAGAGAACUUCACGAGAUUCAGGCUCAAAAAGAUGUCGUCGCGCUUGAAAAUACUGUUGAAGAGUAUAUCCGACUAAUUGGCUCUAUUAAAGUCGCGUUUAAUUCACGUGCAAAAUGCUAUCAAACGUGGCAAAAUGUACACUAUGAAUUACAAAAAAAGAAGGUGACUUAUGACCGAUUCAAAUCGCAAGGCAAACUUCGUCAUGAGAGAUUAUCCUUGAUGUUAACUGAUAUUGCCGAGACUGAACGUAAAGGCGAGGAUUGCAGACACGAAUUUGAACGUGUCACCAAGCUUAUCAAAGCGGAAAUCGAUCGUUUUGAUAAGGAAAAGGUUGAAGAUUUCAAAAAUUCUCUUGAAAAUUAUUUGGAAUCGAUGGUGCAAACUCAGAAACAGAUUAUUGCACUUUGGGAAUCGUAUUUUAAGGAGAUUGAAAUGGAGAAGAGAUCAUCAGAACAAAUUGCUGUGUCUGCAAAUUAA
Messenger RNA from Ambispora leptoticha, 1677 nucleotides. The record is from the annotation of a GenBank genome assembly. NCBI's taxonomy places the organism in Eukaryota, Fungi, Glomeromycota, Glomeromycetes, Archaeosporales, Ambisporaceae.